Amblyraja radiata (thorny skate) is the source of this 1055-nucleotide messenger RNA. Its product is annotated as ubiquitin-60S ribosomal protein L40-like. Gene Ontology annotation, molecular function: protein binding. The transcript has 2 exons. Lineage: Eukaryota; Metazoa; Chordata; Chondrichthyes; Rajiformes; Rajidae. The record is from RefSeq and is a predicted model, not a curated record. The coding region runs from base 79 to 363 and encodes 94 amino acids.
UGAAACCUUGUCCAGUUUUAAACAGAUUCUAUAAACUAACGAAGAGAGAACAGAGCGGUUCACGGUCCGGGUGCUGCGAUGGGGAAAACGUAUCAAGUGUUCGUGAACGGCCUGAAAGGAAAAACAAAUACUAUUGAUAUUGGAGAAUCCGAAGAUGAUUUCAAAAGGAUGACAGUCCUCAGUUUAAAGAAGAAAGUGGUCGAGAAAGUGCUAUCAGAGGUCGGGGACACAUGUGACCUCCGCCUGCUUUUUUCCAAUGAGCAACUGGAAGACAAGAAAACAUUGGCUGAUUACGGGAUCCAGGACAGAUCCACAAUACUCGCCGUACUGGGUCUGGUAGGAGGGGGAAUGUACAGCGAGUGAGAUUCUCACCCGUGAAACAUUCGUGUGGAAAUGAAGAUUCUAGACAAUGAAUAGUGAUGAUCCAUAUCUCUCUGAUCCGAAAAUGCCGACACAACGAUAAUCUUAACAUUCAUAAAGUGUAUGUUAUCCAAUGUACCUUAGUAUUUAUUUCAAUAUGGGGCUUCAACAUUUCACCUGUUGUUCUAUACACCGUAUUCUCGUCUGUAAACCAAUCCUGCAUUGUUUCAAUACUAUAUUUUUAUCCUCACCGAAAUAGUCUUUGUAUUUUCCCAUCAGCUGUUUAGCACGGGAGAGUAAAUGCAUGAUUACACUGCCUAUCGAUUCAAUAAAUACAACGAGGCAGUUUUGUAUAAACGUUGCAUGCAUGACCUUUGCUCAAACAUUAUUUACCUUUAUCCUUUAUUAAUAAAUAUUUUAAAUGAAUGCAGUGUUGUGUACAAGCACAAGGUUGGUGUUUAAGACGGGAGGUGAAAAUAUUGGAGAACUAAAUGUGGAAAGAUGACUAAUGAAGGCAAGCAUGCCAAAUAACUGACUCACCACUGCUUUCAGGGAACUAUGCUCUUCUACCCCGAGGCCUGCCCUGGUUUAACACCAAAAUGCAACACGUUGCACUUGUCACAGUUAUAUUCUAUUUGCCAUUCCUUGGCCGACUUUCUCAUUUGUUCCAGAUUGUAAUCCUAAAUAACCUUCUU